Messenger RNA from Cylindrotheca closterium, 303 nucleotides. Lineage: Eukaryota; Bacillariophyta; Bacillariophyceae; Bacillariales; Bacillariaceae. The record is from the annotation of a GenBank genome assembly.
AUGGCACAAAACGACCAACUAGAUAUUCAAGACGAACUGGAUACAGCAUCAGCUAUCCUGAGUUUAUCAGGUCCAUGUAGGAACAUUGGAGACAUAUAUCUUACUUGUGUAGCGACAAGAGGCCUCGGUCAGUGCCGACCUCUUCGAGCUGGAUUUGAGAGUUGCACAAAGGAGACUGCAAAAAACAGCAGAGCUAUGUUGGGAUCAAUUGGGGGACAGAUGUUCCCCGAGGCGGACAAAGAGGAAGAUCAAGCUUUGGGAGCUGCUCGAAUGAUCAAUCGACAACUGUUUCAACCAAGCUGA